Klebsormidium nitens is the source of this 2319-nucleotide messenger RNA. NCBI's taxonomy places the organism in Eukaryota, Viridiplantae, Streptophyta, Klebsormidiophyceae, Klebsormidiales, Klebsormidiaceae. The record is from the annotation of a GenBank genome assembly.
CAAUUUGCAUGAGUCCACUUCGGCCCUGGGCGCACUGCACGGUUGCAACUUGCACCACUGCUUCCUGGCUCUGCCAAUCAUAGUGCAAAAGCGCCCGAGCUGGUCAAAGUUGAAAGAAAGCAGUGAAUGAAAAGGUACCUACAUAAUGCACCACCUCCCACAGUCUCCUAUUCAGAGCCGCAAAUGUAGAGGUACCUCCAGGCUCUAUAAGCAAGCCGGGCCAACAGUCAGAGACGAAAAGCAAACCUGCGCACAUCAGCAGCUGGAUGGCGCCCGAAAGCAUGCAUAGCAGGUCAGACGUGGAGCUAGACACCUGCAAGAAAAGUCAAAGGCAGAAAGGCAAGACUUGCAGCAGCUGCGGCAUGGUGGUUCUGAGUCCAAGUGGUGCGAGCACCGCAAUGCUGCCCCGCCGCCCCUCCUGAGUUGCUUCCAUGAUCCCAACAAGAGGGCCCGGGGGAUCAUCCUCCCCAAAGCUAGGGCCAUGGCGGCCAAGCGUCGCUUGGUACGUAAUGUGCACCCUGUUGGUGCUCAACCUUCUCAACAGCGAGAUCGUCACGGGGCCACUCUGGGGGGGGUGUGCAAAGGAGCCUGCCAAUGGGGGGGUCGUUGGGGUCCGAGUCACGGGGUCUCAAGGACGGUCACAGACGUUGCAUAUAAGCCCGGAGCUGGAAAGAGCUUGGGACGAGUAUGCGGCGCGUCACCGUGCGAGCCUGGAGGCUCCCCGAGAGCACAAGUUCUUCCUGUACAAGCCGUUCCAUUACACAGGGCACGGGAACAAGAUUCCCGGCAUUGUGACCGCAUUCAUGGUUGCGCUCCUCUCAAACCGGACGCUUGUGAUUGAUUACAAUGACUGCGCCGGGGGAGUGAACUGCGAAAUCUCAUGGUCGCGCAUGUUUGACCAGCCCCUGGAGAUGGACUUUGCUAACUUGGUUAGGGAUUACCCUGCGGUCAAUGAGACGCUGAAGGGAAAGAGGUUUGAAUCCGGCGACGCAAGUCACAUCAACUUUUUGGUGGACCACCGAGAGAGGCUUUCCAAGUGGGACGGGUUGCAAUGGGUUUGGAGCGACGGCUUGUACGACUGGUCAGCCCACCUAUGGCUGGCCAGCCCAAUCCACGGCCCCUCGCUGCGGCCCCUCUUCACCCCAGGGCACAUUUUCCAUGCGCUAGCACACUUCCUAGUGCAUCCAACUCUGGAAAUUCAGGACGUAGUUGCUGCCGCGCGCGCGCGCUUUCGGAAGCUCACUAUUGGGGUACAGAUACGGCAGACAAAGGUUGAUCAUUGGGAACCGGGCACCUACACUGACAGGAGCUAUUUCGACUUGGCCCGCGUGUUACAGCUUCGCGAGGGCGUUGCGGACAACGACACGGCAAUCUACCUCGCAGCCGACUCGGUGGCGGUCCGAAAUGCGUGGGUUAAGCACCUUGAGAACACCUCCAUUGCGCUGCUGAUGCAACCAGAGGAUGCCGUAUUCGACUCCGGCGGGAAAGAGGGGUUAAACCGGGAUAACCUACCGGGGUUAAAGAUUGGGGUCGCGGAGCUCUUUCUGCUGAGCCAUACGCAUCAGCUGAUUAUUUCUCGGGGCUCGUCGUUUGGGUCAACAGCGGCCGCCCUCGGCGGGUUAUAUCCGUGGGUUAUCACCCAGGACGGUUACUACGGGUCGGCGAUCUCGGACCCGUGCUGCUCCCACACGCGGUGGCUGGAGAAGGUGUUCGGUGCGGACUUCAGUCCCGAGUUUUUCAUACAGACGCAGUGCCACGUGGACCCCCUUACCAAGGGCGAGUAAUGCCACGUGGCCUGACUCACAUAAAGAGAAGGGUGCGAAAACGUUGACCAGUGAUUACUUAGAAGAGAAUUUGGUGCUACGGGGUUACGGAGACACUAGGGGACGAGUGUGUCCCCAAGCGGCGCAAGUUCUAGAGGUUGCUCUACUCAUUCCGAAUCAAGUUCUGAAGGCAAACGGAGAAGGGGUUGCAAUGCUGGAGGCGCGGCGCGGCAACUCAAAAUUUUGGCUAUUAAGCAACAGGUUGAGGUUGAACAUGCGGGUUGUCAUCAGAAUCUUCCGUUCAAGAACGAACGGCUGAGGUUCAGAAGGGAUUGGGCUAGGCACAAGUUGCCCGCAUCUUAGAAAGAGUCUCCACACCGAAAUCACGUGCAUCUUUGUUGUCCACUAGGAGUCCAGCCACACCAGGCGGGCAGCAUGGCCCAUUACUGAGUAUAUGCUUCAAUUUGUUUAUAGCCGACUCGAAGACGACUCGGUUUGCUCAAGGAGACCUGGACUCGCUUGUGCCGUAUUGUGCAUGCGCGGCAUUCCUUUGGCU